Molecule: messenger RNA, 1062 nt
Organism: Eutrema salsugineum
Lineage: Eukaryota; Viridiplantae; Streptophyta; Magnoliopsida; Brassicales; Brassicaceae
Exons: 1
Coding region: 1-1062 (353 amino acids)
Source: RefSeq, a predicted model, not a curated record
AUGAAAUUCAAAAAGUGUUCAAAGGAGACUUCAGUGUAUUGCAAGCAAGAGGGAGAUACACUACUCAUCGUUGCCAUAUAUGUGGAUGAUCUUUUUGUGACAGGAAACAGUCUUAGAGGAAUACAGGAGUUCAAAGUUAGGAUGUCAUCUAAGUUUGAGAUGUCAGAUCUCGGGAAGCUCACCUAUUACCUCGGCAUUGAAGUUCAUCAAGGAAUAGAUGGGAUCAAAAUCAAACAAGAAGCUUAUGCAAAGAGGAUUUUGAAAGAAGCAUGUUUGGAGAACUGCAAUCCGACUCAAUUACCUAUGAAGUUUGGUCUUAAAGUGUCUAAAUCUCAAGGAAAAACAGAGUUAGACCCUACGAAUUAUAGGAGGAAUGUUGGAUGCCUAAGAUAUCUACUGCACACAAGACCUGAUUUAGCUUUUUCAGUUGUAGUGGUUAGUAGGUAUAUGCAGAGUCCUCGUAAAUCUCAUGGUGAAGUAAUGAAGAACAUACUUCGUUACCUCAAAGGAACCAGUUCAUAUGGCCUAAAGUUCAAGAGAGAAGGAUCAAAGAAGAUCGUUGGGUUUAGUUACAGCAGCCACAACAUCGAUCAAGAUGAUGGAAGAAACACUACAGGUCACAUGUUCUAUUUUGGGUCUGCACCAAUCACUUGGUGUUCACAAAAACAAGAUACAGUCGCUCUUUCAACAUGUGAGGCAGAGUUCAUGGCAGCGACAGAAGCAGCUAGUCAAGCAAUAUGGCUCCAAGAACUUCAGAGUGAGAUCACAGAAUGGAAGAUUGAACAAGUCAUCAUCAAGAUUGACAACCAAUCCGCAAUAGCACUUACAAGGAAUUCGGCAUUUCAUGGCAGGAGUAAGCACAUUCACAAACGCUACCACUUCAUAAGGGAAUGCAUUGAAAAUGGGCUAGUUGAUGUGGAGCAUGUACCGGGAGUUGAACAAGAAGCCGAUAUUAUAACUAAAGCUUUGGCAAUGAUUAAGUUUACUGAGAUGAAAAGCUUAAUUGGUGUUGGAGAGAUGUCCAAGACAGAGUCAAAGCUUAAAAGGGAGAAUGUUGGAUAA